AUCCUUGCCCAUAUCCACAGAAACAAAGGUAAUAGAGACAGAGAACGAUGGAAGGGACUAUUCCAGUGAUUGAUCUAGAGAAGAUUUCAGACCCAGAUGAAAGCAAGAAGCUAAGAGAGGCAUGUGAAAAAUGGGGUUGCUUUAGGAUCAUCAACCACUCUAUUUCCACAACCCUCAUGGCGGAUAUGAAGGAGGUGAUUGCAGCUUUGUUCGAUCGUCCUACGGAGAUGAAAAAUUGCAACUCAGCAGUGAUUGCUGGAAGUGGUUACAUGGCACCAAGUGCAGUCAACCCUCUCUAUGAGGCCUUGUCCAUCUAUGAUUUUUGUUCCUCUCAAGCUAUGAACAAUUUCUGCUCUCAACUUGAUGUCUCACCCCACCAGAGGCAAAUAGUGGAAGCAUAUGGCCAAGCAAUUCAUGGUUUAACAGUGAAAAUAGGACAAAAGAUGGCUGAAUCUGUGGGCGUAGUGGAUGCUGAUUUUGAGGAUUGGAUAUGCCAAUUCAGAAUUAACAAUUAUCACUUCACCCCAGAAGCUGUAGGGUCCUCUGGAGUUCAAAUUCACACAGAUUCAAGCUUCCUAACAGUUCUUCAAGAUGAUGAAAAUGUUGGUGGUCUUGAAGUCAUGCACAUUUCUGGCUCCUUUGUACCUGUCCCUCCAUUACCUACCACCCUCCUUGUCAAUCUUGGUGACAUUGGCCAUGUAUGGAGUAACGGAAGGUUUCGCAAUGUGGAGCACCGUGUAAUAUGCAAGGAAGCAAGGAAGCGUUUAUCAAUUGCUACAUUUAUGUUAGGACCAAGGAAUGGGAAUGUUGAGGCUCCAGCAGAAUUGGUGAGCCAUGAUCAUCCACGUCUUCAUCAACCUUUUGUUUAUGAAGAUUAUAGAAAGGCUAGAGUCUCCAACAAGAUGCACUCUGGUCAAGCCCUUCAGCUAUUUCGCGUAGGAACUAUGACGGGGGAAUCAAUGGGCAAUGGAAAAUGAAAUUAUAAGAAUAAAGUCAACAUUAUGCAAUAUUAAAGAUCGUGUCUUGUCAACGAUUGUUUUCAUAAUGCUGAUUAAAGAAUUGAAAAUUAUCUUAAAUUGUAUUACCAUUACUAGCGGAGAGCUUCCAAUAUCAUAGCAAAGAUAUGAACCAUCGGUCCUUUUUGAUACCU
This is a messenger RNA of Abrus precatorius (Indian licorice), 1150 nucleotides long. Its product is annotated as 2-oxoglutarate-dependent dioxygenase DAO-like. The record is from RefSeq and is a predicted model, not a curated record. The coding region runs from base 48 to 977 and encodes 309 amino acids. Gene Ontology annotation, molecular function: indole-3-acetaldehyde oxidase activity; dioxygenase activity. Gene Ontology annotation, biological process: auxin catabolic process. The transcript is spliced from 3 exons. NCBI's taxonomy places the organism in Eukaryota, Viridiplantae, Streptophyta, Magnoliopsida, Fabales, Fabaceae.